AUCUUAAUUGCUGUUUGUUUAGCGUAAUACAGAUUGCAGAGCGGUGCGCGCCGGGAGAGCAGUACGUGUUUGAUAAAUUAAUGUUUUUUUCGUGCCUUUGCGUUGCUUCGAUCUGUUUCGAUUUUAAGUAUAAAAUAAGGCGCGAAUGAUAUACGGAUAAUACUUCGAUUAAAGUGUCGUCGCGUGACUGUCGUUUCAGUGAUUUUCUCUGUAAUCUUUCCAUAUAAUAUAGCCCGAAACGAAUCUGCAACGGAGGGCACUACCUACACCACGUAAUGGCGAAAUUCUGGAAUGCACUCACCCGCCGCAAAACGGACGACGUCAACGAGGGCGAGUCCCAGCUGGCGCGUGUCCUCAAUCUCUUUGAUCUUACGGCCCUGGGCGUGGGCAGUACUCUGGGACUGGGCGUCUAUGUCCUGGCCGGACAGGUGGCCUACAACAUUGCCGGUCCGGCGGUGACCAUUUCAUUCCUGAUCGCGGCCGUCGCAUCGGCCUUUGCGGGCAUCUGCUAUGCGGAGUUUGCCGCUCGCGUGCCCAAGGCAGGAAGCGCCUAUGUGUACAGCUAUGUGACCAUUGGCGAGUUUGUGGCCUUCACCAUUGGAUGGAAUCUAAUCCUGGAGUAUGUCAUCGGCACUGCUUCCGUGGCGCGCGGCCUGAGCGGCUACUUUGACGCGCUGAUCGACAACAACAUGUCGAAGGCGCUGAAUGAAUCGAUGCACAUGGAUGUGGGCUUUUUGGGCGACUAUCCGGACUUUUUGUCCUUCGGGAUGGUCUUGCUGUUGGCCGGAAUCUUGGCAUUUGGCGCCAAGGAGUCCAGUUUCCUGAACAACAUCUUCACUUGCGUCAAUCUAGUCACGAUCUGCAUUGUUCUGGUGGCCGGAGCCAUGAAUGCGAAUGCCGAUAACUGGCGCAUUCCCCAGGACCAGGUGCCCGAAGGAUUCGGCACUGGUGGGUUCAUGCCGUUCGGCCUUGCCGGAGUGAUGGCGGGAGCGGCCAAGUGCUUCUUCGGCUUCGUGGGAUUCGACUGCAUUGCCACCACGGGCGAGGAGGCCAUCAAUCCCAAGCGCAACAUCCCGCUCUCGAUCGUCAUCUCGCUGAUCAUCAUCUUCCUGGCCUACUUCGGGGUCUCCACGGUGCUGACGAUGAUGCUUCCGUACUACCUGCAGGACAGGGACGCCCCUUUCCCGCACGCCUUCGACGUCGUUGGCUGGAUCACAAUCAAGUGGAUCGUGACUAUCGGAGCGGUGUUUGCCCUGUGCACCAGUCUCCUGGGAGCCAUGUUCCCACUGCCCCGCAUCCUCUACGCCAUGGGCAACGACGGCAUCCUCUUCAAGCGGCUCUCCAAGGUGCAUCCCUACACGAAGACGCCCCUUAUAGCCACCAUUGUCUCGGGAAUCUUUGCCUCCAUCAUGGCCAUGCUGUUUAAUCUGGACCAGCUCGUGGACAUGAUGUCCAUCGGUACCCUGCUGGCCUACACCAUCGUGGCCAUUUGUGUUCUGGUCCUGCGCUACCAGGACGAGGACAUGACCAAGCUCGUGUCGGUGAAGGCCCCAAAUGUGUUCCGGCAGUUCUUCAACGGCCAUUCAUAUCGGGAACCCAACUCCUUGACCUCUAACAUCACCAAGGUCGGCAUCGUGGUCUUCGCCGUCGUGUGCCUGGUGUGGUGCUCAUUGCAGAAGGCAUUUGACCUUGACAGUACCGGUGGCAUAGUGUCGCUGAGCCUGGUGGGCGUCGUACUGAUCCUCAUCGGCGUGGUCAUUGGAAUGCAGCCAGUGUCGACCAUUGAGCUGACCUUCAAGGUGCCGCUGGUGCCGUUCGUGCCGUGCCUGAGUGUCUUUGCCAACCUCUACCUGAUGUUCCAGCUGGAUCUGAACACCUGGAUUCGAUUCCUCAUCUGGAUUGUGAUUGGCUAUGUGAUCUACUUCUGCUAUGGGCUGCGCAACUCCACACAGAUAUCCAGGAAUCGCAACCACGCCGAGGUAGCGGCCAAUGCCUUGCAGCAGCAAAGCAACAAUUAUCUUGGCCAGCACGAGAACCGCGCCUUUGAGCCCGACUUUAAGGCGGAAAAUGGCGUCAAGCUGCCGCCGUUCGAGUACUCCGAAAAGCUUUAAGCCCGCAGAAGCAGCCGAAGUAUUAUAGGUCCCCUUUUUUUUACCCGACAGCGCACUUUUUCAGCUUGAACUUCAUUUACUCCUCGACAUUUUCUCUUGAAUAGAACAAAGACUCUUGCCUUCCUAGCUAGCACGUGUAUGUGAGAGAGAUGAAUAGAUUGCGCAUAAAAAUUAAAUGGAUCCGCACACCCACCCCCACUCUUCCAUCUAUCCCCCCCCCUCCGACCCCGUCUUAUCUGUCCCAGCGGAUCUGUUAUUUCUAUGCGCCACACACGCUUCGUAAGCGACUUCUAGAGAGAGCUCCAGUACCAGACUCUGUUUAACCAUUUCGCCAUUUUAUUACCAUUUUACGUAUACUUGAUUAUCCGACCAACAACUAUUUUUUUUAACUCUUUAACUGUUUGCUCCGCUAACCCCUGAAUCCCUGAGUCCCCUUCGCAAUGCCCCAUUUUGUUGUGAUAUUUGUAAAUAUGUAUGCCCCCCAUAUAACAUAUGUAUAUGUAUAUGUACUGUAUAGAUCUAUAAUGAAUGAUCCCAUAUUUGUAUAUUUUUUGUCACAAUUAAUGUAAAUGAAAUACUGUAGCAAACUAGCCAACUACUAUUUUAUAUCAUCGCAGAUGCCUGCUCGUGCAACCUGUACCACCAUAAGCUGCACUUAGUAUUUAAGCUCUUUAGCUGCUAAGCCUUUACUUUCCUUUCCACAAUUGUUAAUACUUUGCCAAAACACCAGAAACCAGAUACGAAUUUUGCCCACUUGCUUGUUUAAUAAAAUCCAAAUGUUGUUCAUCACAAAACGGA
This is a messenger RNA of Drosophila pseudoobscura, 2909 nucleotides long. It is a transcript of the gene slif, whose product is annotated as cationic amino acid transporter slimfast. Gene Ontology annotation, molecular function: L-arginine transmembrane transporter activity; L-ornithine transmembrane transporter activity; L-lysine transmembrane transporter activity. Bases 276 to 2111 code for a protein of 611 amino acids. Gene Ontology annotation, cellular component: plasma membrane. The record is from RefSeq and is a predicted model, not a curated record. The transcript is spliced from 4 exons. NCBI's taxonomy places the organism in Eukaryota, Metazoa, Arthropoda, Insecta, Diptera, Drosophilidae. Gene Ontology annotation, biological process: L-arginine import across plasma membrane; L-ornithine transmembrane transport.